Salvia miltiorrhiza (redroot sage) is the source of this 534-nucleotide messenger RNA. RefSeq names its product protein NRT1/ PTR FAMILY 2.13-like. Bases 1 to 534 code for a protein of 177 amino acids. Lineage: Eukaryota; Viridiplantae; Streptophyta; Magnoliopsida; Lamiales; Lamiaceae. Gene Ontology annotation, biological process: transmembrane transport. The record is from RefSeq and is a predicted model, not a curated record. Gene Ontology annotation, cellular component: plasma membrane. Gene Ontology annotation, molecular function: transmembrane transporter activity. The transcript has 3 exons.
AUGAUCACGGUGGCGCUAUGGAUCCCCGUGUACGACCGGGUGGUGGUGCCGUCCGUGAGGAAGGUCACCAAGGUGGAAGGUGGCAUCACCUUGCUCCAGAGGAUGGGGAUCGGGCUGGUGUUCUCCAUCCUCUCGAUGGUAGUGUCCGGCCUGGUCGAGCGGAUGAGAAGGGCCUCUGCCCUAGCUCACGCUGGACCAGUCGGGACCACUACCCUAACGGUCUUCUGGCUGGCCCCGCAGCUGAUGCUGAUGGGGUUCGCCGAGGCAUUCAAUAUCAUUGGACAGAUUGAGUUUUAUAAUAAAGAAUUCCCGGAAAAUAUGACUAGUUUGGCAAACUCGUUGUUCUCGUGCACAAUGGCGGGGGCGAGCUAUAUAAGUGCGGCGUUGGUGAACAUCGUGCACCACACAACUGCCAAGCGCGCCCAUCCCGAUUGGUUGACCAAAGAUAUUAACCAGGGAAGGCUCGAGAACUUAGAAAUGGAAUUGAAUUCAUCAAUGCCUUCCUCGAGCCUUAUUGAUCAACAAGUGUUUUGA